ACUGUACGGCGAGGCCGGGCCGAGGGAGCUCUACAGUGAGUGACGUCACCUCUCCCAUGGCGUCACAUUGACGUAGCGCAUACCAGGCGCUCUAUGAGGAGGCAGACUCACAUAAAUGCUGUAUUAGACUUUCUCCCUCAGACCGCGCGCAUAAACAAUCCCGCACUACGGCUUUACAUCUGCGCGCAUCAUCACUGGCACAUACACAGGAUCACUCUGAAACACACUUUUAAAACACACAUCGGACUAUAUUCUAGCCUACUUUCCUUUAGAAUAAUUAAAAGGAAAAACAAAAAGAAAGAAUAACUUUUUUUUCUUCUGUCGCUUCAUCCUCAACGAGUUCUGCAAAUAUACGUGUUACUUUUCAGCAGCUUUGGUAAUUUUUGUAAUUAUUCUGGAUCUAUACAGGAGACUUUAUGUUGGGUUAAUAACACAUGUAAAGACGGAACCGCUACAGCAAACAAACCCGGGUUCGGAAGAGCGCGCCCAGCCGAGCUCAGAGCCCCGGCUACCGGACAGUCCCUUCGAGUCCUCCCCGCUCCCGGUCCCCCACCACAGUCGCACCAGUCCCCAGCCCCCCACACAGAACACCAUUCAGCGCGAGGCUUUCACACCAGAUCUAUGGCAUUCUGACAAUGAACAAGCACGCUCAGUUUUUGGAACGGAUGCAUUGUGUCCAGUUGAAAUGCACACCUCGAGACAUGCCUUGUGUGCAGGCACAGUAUGGGCCCGCACCUCCAGGCUCGUCCUACUCCGCCCAGUCCUUUGGUUACCAGGGCGACAGCUACAGCUCUGACCUCAUGACCCCGGACUAUACCAAGUUGGACUUGGGUGGGGGUGAGAUCUCGGCGGCCGCCACCACCUCUCUGCCCAGCUUCAACGUGUUUGUUGAGGGGAGCUACGAGCCCAAGUCCUCCUGCCUAUACCAGAUGCCCUCUCAUAGGCCGCUUAUCAAGAAGGAGGAGGAGUCCUACCCACAACCUGACACCUUGCCCUCCUCCUCCAUGUACUUUAAACAGUCUCCUCCGUCCACCCCCACCACCCCCUCUCUCGCCCCCCAGCCUGGCUCCUCCUUCCUCUGGGAUGACUCCCCCCACCUCUCUCUGCAGCCCCCCUCCCACGGCCCCCUCAAGUCCGCUCGCUUCCCCCACUUCUAUCAGCACUCCCCUCCCCACAGUGGGGGGUACGAGGGGCUGGGAGGGGGGCUGCCUCGCUCUUCCUCCUCAUCCUCUUCCUCGUCCUCCUCAGUGCCCCCCCACCCCCACGGCCCGCCCCUGGAACAGCACCUGUACCAGCUGCACCGCGGGGUUGGGGGUCCGGGGGGCCCGGGAGGACUGGCCUUCCGUUCUCUGGCGCUGGGGUCCUGUAACCCUCUGCUGGGGGACCGCCUGCCCUCGCCCCCCCAUCGCGGCCCCCCAGGAGAGGGCACCUGUGCCGUGUGUGGCGACAACGCUGCCUGCCAGCACUACGGCGUACGCACCUGCGAGGGCUGCAAAGGCUUCUUCAAGCGUACGGUGCAGAAGAAUGCCAAGUAUGUGUGCCUGGCCAGUAAGAACUGCCCGGUGGACAAACGGAGACGCAACCGCUGCCAGUACUGCCGCUUCCAGAAGUGCCUCAGUGUCGGCAUGGUGAAGGAGGUGGUGCGUACAGACAACCUGAAGGGCCGUCGAGGUCGUCUGCCCUCCAAACCAAAGAGCCCGCUGCAGGUGGAGUCCUCGCCUCCCUCGCCUCCCCUCAGCCUGCUCUCUGCUCUGCUCAGGGCCUACUCACACUGCACUCCCAGGGAACUAGACUACAGCCAGUUCAGUGCGGCGGAAGCCCCCUCCUCCUCCUCUGACACCCAGUACAUACAGCUCUUCUAUAGGCUGCUCACCAUCUCCAUGGAGACCACGCGUUGCUGGGCCGACCGGCUGCCCGGCUUCAAUGAGCUUCACGGCGAUGACCAAAACCUUCUCAUAGACUCCGCCUUCCUGGAGCUCUUCGUCCUGCGAUUGGCCCACAGGUCUUUGUUGUCGGAGGAUAAGCUGGUGUUCUGUAAUGGCCUGGUGCUGAGCAGGUUCCAGUGUCUGAGAGGUUUUGGAGAGUGGCUGGACUCCAUCAGAGACUUCUCCUCUCAUCUACAGAGUCUCAACCUGGACACAUCCGCCUUCUCCUGCCUGGCUGCCCUGGUGCUGCUCACAGAACAGGUCCCAGGACUGAAGGACAGUAAGCGCGUUGAGGAGAUGCAGAACAAGGUGGUCUGUUGCCUUAGAGACCACCUGGGCUUUGGCCCCUCCUCCUCCAAGGCCACGCCCCCUCUAAGUCGUGUGCUGGGUGUUAGGGCGGAGCUCCGCUCCCAGAGGACCCAGGGUCUGCAGAGGAUCUUCUACCUGAAGCUGGAGGACCUGGUCCCACCCCCACCUCUGAUUGACAGGUUCCUAGACACUCUGCCCUACUGAUGCUGCCUGGGCUGAUUACGCCCACACAUACGUGUCACAUCCUGUUUAAGACACUCCCCCCCCCCCCCACCCCCCAGAGCAUCACGCAGCCACGCUCAGAAGAGCAAGACUCACUGAGCUACGCUGAGAGACAGCCAAUCAAAUUGCUUUUCACUCAUUAAGGACAAUCAAUCAAAAAAUGCUUUUCACGCCAUAAAGACAAUUAUUCAUAUUCUUACCAUUUUCUAUCUGGUCCGUUUUUCUCGUGUGAUGGGAGGAUUUGAAAGGAUGACAAAAAAUGAAAGUGACAUUUCUCUGUCCUGUUUUAGUCUGGUUAUGCCUGAAGGAGGAAAAUAAGACCCAGGUCUUUGUUCUGGACUGGUUUGGCCUGCUUCAGUCUGGUUCGGUUCAGUCUGAAGUUCAUAGCACUCUGUCCUAGGGGGAGGGGAAUGCAGUCUGUGUGAGUAACUGUGUGACGCUCUGAUGAUGUCCCAGGGAAACAGAAGCUGCGUUUUUUUUGUGUUCCCUCUGCGAAAUUGGAGGAAGGAGACAUUUAAAUAAAAAAAGGUAUCGUCAGUCAAGACGACGUA
This is a messenger RNA of Salmo salar (Atlantic salmon), 3007 nucleotides long. Its product is annotated as nuclear receptor subfamily 4, group A, member 3. NCBI's taxonomy places the organism in Eukaryota, Metazoa, Chordata, Actinopteri, Salmoniformes, Salmonidae. Gene Ontology annotation, molecular function: nuclear receptor activity; zinc ion binding; nuclear glucocorticoid receptor binding. Gene Ontology annotation, biological process: cellular response to corticotropin-releasing hormone stimulus; regulation of transcription by RNA polymerase II. The record is from RefSeq and is a predicted model, not a curated record. Gene Ontology annotation, cellular component: transcription regulator complex; nucleus.